This is a messenger RNA of Mucor velutinosus, 735 nucleotides long. RefSeq lists its product as uncharacterized. Gene Ontology annotation, biological process: riboflavin biosynthetic process. The coding region runs from base 1 to 735 and encodes 244 amino acids. The transcript has 3 exons. NCBI's taxonomy places the organism in Eukaryota, Fungi, Mucoromycota, Mucoromycetes, Mucorales, Mucoraceae. The record is from RefSeq and is a predicted model, not a curated record. Gene Ontology annotation, molecular function: 5-amino-6-(5-phosphoribosylamino)uracil reductase activity.
AUGGACGAAACUGUAUACACGGAAGCUCGCGAUUUUCUAGACCCCAUCUACAGCAACAUCUCUUUACUGGAUGAUCGUCCGUUUAUCACGCUCACAUUUGCGCAAAGCUUGGAUGGAAAGAUAGCCAAGCAAGGACAACAAGUGCUGAUCAGUGGAAAAGAAAGUAUGGCCAUGACGCAUCGUUUGCGCACACUGCAUGAUGGCAUCUUGGUAGGCAUCGGUACUGCUUUGGUAGACAAUCCUCAAUUGAAUGCUCGUUAUUUAUCAGCAGACACUGCAAUUAAACAGCCUCAACCCAUUGUACUGGAUCCUUUCAUGAAAUUACCUACCAAUUGUAAGCUGAUCGGUAACUAUCAGCAUGGUGCAGGAGAGCAGCCUUGGUUGGUUGUUUCUGAAAAGGCUUUUGUGGAGGAGACUGACAAGAGAGUAGUGCUGGAAAAGGCAGGCGUAAAGUUCAUCCCUGUCAAGGCAUUAGAGAAUGGACGACUGCCUCUGAGCGAGGUGUUUAAAGCACUCAAGGCAAACGGUAUCCAUACCCUGAUGAUAGAAGGUGGCUCUCGUAUCAUACAAUCAUGCCUCACGGACGCAUGGGACCAGCUUAUUAUUACAACUGCACCCAUGUUCAUCGGCUCUGACGGUGUGCCAGCCAUCCAAGACAGCAACGAUAUGCCCAAGUUGAGCAAUAUCAAAUAUCAAGUCAUGGGCAGAGAUAGUGUUUUAGCAGCAACCAAAUAA